This is a messenger RNA of Trichoderma asperellum CBS 433.97, 642 nucleotides long. RefSeq lists its product as uncharacterized. NCBI's taxonomy places the organism in Eukaryota, Fungi, Ascomycota, Sordariomycetes, Hypocreales, Hypocreaceae. The record is from RefSeq and is a predicted model, not a curated record.
AUGGACACGAGCUCAGAUAUCCCGACAACCUGGUCUUGGCAAUGCCACAAAUGCCAUCAAAGCCAUCCUAUGGCCUGUACUCAACGAUGUCUCUCUUGUUCCCACACGAUAUGUUUCCCCUCUGGGAACACCGGACACGAUUCAAACUCGAACUGCAAGAUCGUAUUCGAUGUUCCUAGUUGGCGGAGGUUCUUCAAACGGCGUCGCGAACUGUUUCAGCAGCAGAGUUCAUCAAACGAAGAACAGCAGAUGGCCGUUGCCGAUAAAGCCCCUGAACAGCAUGCAGAGGCCCCUGCGAGAGAUCACGCUCAUGUACAGCCCGGGUGGCUCGUCAAGAUGACCAAUGGCACACACAGCUGCUUCACAGACUGCGAGUUCCCCAGCGAAUGCUUCUUCAAGAUAGCACUCGAACGCAUCUGCAAGCCCUCCAACCAGCCAUCGUCGUCGUCGUCAUCGUUGUUCUCACAGUCCACGACUGAAAAGCUGCUAAAGACAGCGAAAAGGGCCAAAAAGUACAAAUCUCGAGACAGCAAAAGCUUUCAAAAGGUGCCGUCCCCUUUGGGCCAAGAGUGGCACGUUGACACUGCCUCGGAUGAGGAAGUAAAUCGCGACGCGGUCAACUCUCAAAGGGGAAAUGUUUAA